Filobasidium floriforme is the source of this 2042-nucleotide messenger RNA. RefSeq lists its product as uncharacterized. The transcript has 3 exons. Bases 287 to 1975 code for a protein of 562 amino acids. The record is from RefSeq and is a predicted model, not a curated record. NCBI's taxonomy places the organism in Eukaryota, Fungi, Basidiomycota, Tremellomycetes, Filobasidiales, Filobasidiaceae.
CGGAGGUGGGGUUGGGGACGGAGGUGGGGUUGGGGUUCGAGGGAAGAGGGAUCAAGGCCAAGACCGAGAAGCCGUGCAGGUCCAGGUUGAGGACAAGGAUGAGGGUGAGGUCGAGGGUGAGAUUGAGGCCGGAAACGCCGGUGCAGGUGCAAGUGCAGGUGCAGGAGCGGGUACCGGUGAGGGUACGAGAAAGGGCAAGAGCAAGGCUCUGGGUCUGGGUACGGUUGGGGAGAAAUUCGGGCAAAGGCGGGAUGAAGAGGUCUUCGAAGGACAGCUGGGUGGGAAUAUGAAAGAUGGAGAUGGAGGUGAACGCAAGCAGGACGGGGAGAUCGAGGUCGGGCUCGGAGAUGGGGUCGUCCGGGACGGGUUCAAGGUUGGGGAAAAGCCAAAGACUUGGUCCAAGCACGACCUUGACGAUAAAGAAAAACAUGAGGAGGAUGCUCACGACAAUAACGACAACAACGAUAACGAUAUCGAGAAGACCCCAACUCGGGGUUAUACUCUUACCCCCGUUCAUCCUUCGAUUGACCCGGCGAACGCUCCAGCGCAAGCUCGUGUUGGACCUCCGCCUCAGACUCAGGCUCAACCUCCCGCCCAUCCUGUCCCUAUCGCUAUCAGCACUUCAAUUUCCAACUCGGGGCCCGAUAUUUCCUUCCACGUCGUCCCUCCUGCCCAAACUCAAACUCGGACCCAAACUCAGGCUCAAGAACUACCUCGGGCGAUCGAGCCGAGGGUCACCCAGCCUACGCUUACGCCUACGCCUACUCCGGGGAUCAAGACCACCUCCACGUCCACGUUCUCGGGUGAUCCUGCCGAUGAUGAUGGUAGUGGAAGGAGGAAAAGUGUUAGUGGCACGGAUAGAGGUGGUCUUGGGGAAGGUCGAUCCGGGUCAAAGGGAAGGGGGAAGAAUAGUGUUGAACGCGACUCGCCUGGUAACCCGUUCAUUCAGAGAGGAACUCCGACUUCAACUUCGGCUUCGACGUCGACGUCGACCUUGGGGAAUACCAAUAUCAACUUCAACAAGGCCGGUCCUGGCACUGGUACUAGCGAUAACACUAAUGCCGCUACUAGCAAUUCGGAUUUCGGAAGAAAGUUGCAAGGGCUUUCGUCUUCCUCUAUUCAUAACAACAUUAUUGUGGCGGAGAUCGACAAGGAUAACAACCAGGACAACGACGAUUCGGCUUUCCACGAUACCUUGAAUGGGAGACGAAGGUUUUCGACUCGGUCGGCUUCGGCAAGGGGAGAAGAUAGUAUCUUCGACGCACAACCGGGAGAUGUAUCGAAGAUGGUCGAUGAUCAUGGACAUGGAUAUGGUGCCGAGCUUGAGGGUGACGAGUACGAUCCAGCGUUCGAGUUUAGGACGAGUUGGGAGGUCCUGCGGAACAGCGUCUACUCCCUCGUCGAAGACGGCAAAAUGUUUCACCUCCUCCCCACUCACCUCGCCUGCGACCGGUGCAUCUCGGAAUCCCUGAUCGACAGGCCCAACUGCAAGAUUGUCAUCCCGAACGACCUCGACCCGGCCGUAUUGCACGAGGCCAUGUCAUCGGCCAGCGCUCACCGGGAAGCUUGUACGGCUUGUCUAUACGCCCACGUGUCUUGCUCGUUCCAGGCGGAAACCGAGGAGGAGAAUGAGGUGGAAAAGGAGGAGGAGGAGGAGGAGGAAAGGGAACCCGAACCCGUCAUGGAUACCAUGGCCGAGUUGACCCAGGGCACCCUAUCGAUGAUGACCGACAACAACGACGCGGAAAGCACCUUUACCCACGCCUUUGAGGGCGUCUUUGAAAACUCGAUCAGGCAGUACUACAACGAUCCUCGUCGGGAGACUUACGAGACGUGCAAGGCGAACUUGAAACUCGUCGACGGGAUGGCUAAAGGGCAGGCCGGGGAGGACGAGGUCUGGAUUCAGAGGUACAGGCAGAGGUUGGGCAACUGCGUCAAGGAUUGGAAGGCGAAAGACAGGGUCUCGGUGGUUUAGCGUGGAGUCAAGGUAAUGGGUUACGAAAACUGUACAGUCUAGGCUUCAUCUAUCGAAUCUAUAUCAU